AUGCCGGUGGAAUCCAUUCGAGCAACAACGAUGCUCUACGGGCAGCUUCCUACCUGUAGUCGGAAGGUAGCGGCGGAGAUAGUCUUGAAGCUAAUUGAAUUACUGAACUCCGUGGAGUGCCUAGCAUAUGAAAUUGCUAUUUCCUACCAGACCGUGCCAGUCGAGAAAUGGACGCUCUGGGUGCAGGUGCAGAAACGCAAAACAGCGGCCGAAGAUUGGGAAAUACAGACCCAGCAAACGCUGUCGUCCACAGUGGAGGAGGUUUUCCAAGGGAUGCAAAUAUACGAUGGGUCGCGACUCUUGACGCUGGUUGAGCCUCUGGAAAUCCACAAUAUCAUGGGGCGUCUCCAGGAAAGCGCAGACCAACUGCACUAUGAGACGCAGUUGAUCAUGUAUCUCGGUAUUCCAUUUCUGCCCUACUGUGACGGCCAACUGCAACAUGUCGAUGAGAGCCAUUGGACCCGUUUACGAUUGCUAUGUGACGAGGUCCUGCUACACGGGGCUGUAGAGCACCGAGAAACUCUAAAGAGAACUGUCAAAGGGCUCCAGGCAAGCCGACACUGGGGACAUAUUGAACCAAGACUGCUCGCCGCGAUAGCCGAAGCAGCCGGUCCUGACGGGCUUCUAGACUAG
Aspergillus puulaauensis is the source of this 633-nucleotide messenger RNA. RefSeq lists its product as uncharacterized. The record is from RefSeq and is a predicted model, not a curated record. Bases 1 to 633 code for a protein of 210 amino acids. The transcript has a single exon. NCBI's taxonomy places the organism in Eukaryota, Fungi, Ascomycota, Eurotiomycetes, Eurotiales, Aspergillaceae.